Messenger RNA from Podarcis lilfordi (Lilford's wall lizard), 30272 nucleotides. Lineage: Eukaryota; Metazoa; Chordata; Lepidosauria; Squamata; Lacertidae. The record is from the annotation of a GenBank genome assembly.
AUGGUCCGUUUCUGGCGGUCCUCCUUGGAGUUCUUUGGGAGGGGAAGGGGGGGAGGCGGCCGUUAUCGAGGCGACGGAGGAGGAGGAGGAGGCGGCGGAAGGGCAAAGCAGAACAGCGCCUAACAACUAGCGGGUCACACACACACAGACACACACUCUAUCCCCGUGGGAGCUCCCGACGACCCUGGCAGGUAGGACGCGCGCGGCGUUGGCGCCGCCCUCGCUGGCGCGGAGCCGGAGGGUCCUGAGGCGCAGCUCGCGGCGGGGGCGAGAUUCCAGUGGCUGACCUCCUGCCUCUCCCGCAGAGCCGGGGGGGGGGCCUCCUCGACUCCCGAAUGGCGGCCCGAGAGCUCCUCUGCCUCGGCUAGAGAGAGAGAGAGAGAGAGAGAGAGAGAGGUGAGGAGGAAAGUGCUGGGUGGGGCAGGGGAGACCGGGAGGAGGAGCGCCCUAGAUCCGUUUGGGAGCCCUGCUUUCCGGCCUGCUAGCCGUAAGCCUUUGCCUGGUUCUCUGAAUGCGGUGGGCUCGCGCCUCAUGCCAGACAGCCACUUCCGCUUCAUCCCAGGGACCUCACCUGUCCAGGUUGGGAAAGGCUGAGGGAGAUCGUUUUCAUUUGAUGUUUGGGAAAGUGCUCUGUGUAGUUGUGAAGGAGCAGCUCUCUGCCUAAAAGCUCACCAUCUGAAUUAAAGCAUGAAUAGAGAAGGUGGCAGCCAAGGGUUCAAUUUGCAGGAUGCUGUGUUAGGUGGACCCUUUCCUUUUGGAAAAACAGAACUCCGGGUGAUGCUAGAAAAGGGGUGCCCAAAAUAAAGGAUGCCUGCUCAGUAGCUAACCUGACGGUAAGUGAGUAAAGGGAUCUCGGCAGAACCCAAGAGGAGUUCUGUUCCCUAUUGUGUUGUAGGCAAUGCAAGCAGGUGUGGCACAGCUUUCCCAGCUGUCCUUCCCCUCUCCUUCUGUUGCCAGAGACCUCCAAAAUGUUCAGCGCAGCCCAGUUGUCUAAGGCCCAGUUCCUUGACAAGGCGCGCCAGGCGCGUGAGGAGCGCCGGGAGCUGAAGGAGCGCGAGCGAGCGGCAGUGCAGAUCCAGGCCCUUGUCCGAAGGUUCUUGUGCCGCUGUCGUUUGCAGCGGGAAAUCAGGUGCGUGCAAUGCGUGUGCAGGUGCUGGGUGGAUUUGGCUUUUGGCCUCUGGGGACUGAAGCCUUUUGCCAGUGGCUAUGCCAGUGCUGGCUCCCAGGGUCCCUUGUCUUCGAUGAGGGGGGUGCUGCAAGAUCCAAAUCCUCUCCUGCUGCCUUUGAACUUUUUGGAUCCUCUGAGCAAAGUGAGCGUGGCAUUGCUCUUGGGGCAUUGGUGGGCCCUUUGCCUCUCUAGGGCGCUGGCAAAUUCCUGAACCACCUACCCAGUGUAGCUAGGGAAAUAUCUUAAGUCAGUCAUUGUGUGUGGGCAUCUUGACCUGUUCUGCCAUGUAUGCUCUGAGCCGAUCUGCAGCUCCUUCUGCUGCCUCUAUCCAGAGGAAAGAACCUGAACAGUGUUGUCAUUUGUCAUGGAAGGCGGGAAAUCCUACCUCACCUGCACACACCAGCCUUUCUCAAAUUACAUUGUACCUUUUCUUUUGGACUUUCCUUUGUGCUCCCCAGGAGAGAAGUGGAUGACUUUUUUGAUGCAAACGGGCCUGGCAAGAAGACAGCACUUUCGAUCUUCAAAAUAUCCCGGAAGCUGCUCUUUGUUUUCAGGUGCCAAGAUGACAAAGAGGUACUACUGCUUUGCUGAAGGUCUCCUCGUUGCAUGCUAUUUAUUCUUGAUGCUAGGGGUGGGGCUGUUCCAGUCACAGAAUGGGGAGGGAGAAUUUUCUGGAACAAUGUGAGCUUGGACAGAAACUACUUACUGCAGCAGCAGAUUCUGCCUACUUCCAGGCUUGCCCGAAUUCUGAAAAUGAUCCUGAGCCCCAGAGUCUCUGCAGGGGCAAAUAUGUGUUCCAUAGGAGAACUGUUGCAUUUUUCAAGAGGUAAGCUGAGCCCAAAAACACAUAUCCAUAGAAAGAACUGCUGCUCUCCCUUUGUGUGAGUUUUCCACUUGGGAUAUAUCUCCUUUUGUAGGAGUCCUGGGCCAUUCUGCUUUUUUUUUAUGUUCCAAAUGAUUGAGUGAACCAACUGACACAAUGCAGAAUGCCCUAUCCUUGGAGCAGGGAUGUCCCCACCUGUGAUCCUCCAGAGGCUGCUGGACUCCCAACUCCCAUAAUUCCUGACCAUCAGCCAUGCUGGUGGGGCUGGUGGGAGUUGGAGUCCAGCAACAUCUUGAGGGCCACAGAUUCCCCAUCCCUAAUCUAGAGGGAGGACGCUGCUCUGAAAGAGUAACUGCACUGGAGACCAGUCAGUGCAUGAGCCUCGUGCUCUGCUUAGGGACUGUACGGCAGCCUUAGACUGGCCAUUAGGAGAACAGGAUGCCGGACUAGGUGGGCCAUUGGCCUCAUCCAGCAGGGCUGCUCUUACGAUCUUGAGCAAAAGACAACCUUUGGAUUGUAAGAGUGAAGUCUGUUUACUGGAAAUAAUGGAAAGCGCUGCUUUGCAGGAACCAUUGGAUUGAGGCAACAAAAUGAUUAUAAUUUCAUAUUAACUCACCUGCUUUUCAUUGCAGAGAUUUGAAAAGUUGUGCCGCUGUAUCCUUAACAGUAUGGAUGCUGAAAAUGACCCUAAGGUGAGCUAAAGUCACUUUUCAUAGACUUUAACAUGAGAGUGUGUGCAUAUUUUUUCCAUAAAAUAUCCCCAAGAGCAGGUGGAGAAUUUUUUAAUUCCAUAAGCAUAUGCUGGAGCAUUGCUGGCUAGUGUUUCCGAGAAACAUGAAUAUUUGUGGUUGUUCUAAAACAACCAAUGUCAGAGGCUUUCCUGCCACAUACACACUGCAGCUCUGAAUUAUGGGGUGACAAUGCUUUGUUCUGCAUUUUCCCAGUCCAGUGACUGAAUGAUGGCCUCUCCCUCCCCUCCCGCAGUUAUCAUGGUCUUCUGUCACUUGCCCACAGGUGUGGUAUGUGUCCCUUGCACUUUCGAAGGAGCUCACACUGAUGUGGAUUAAGCAGGUCAAGGAUGUGCUGUGGCUUUGCUGUGAGUUUCUGAAGCUGCUUAAGGUAUGGACUGCCUUGGCUGUCUGUUUUGUGUGUGUUUUCACUGGCCUGUGACCAUUCCAGACUUCCAUUUCAUGUCUCUGGCGGUUCUUUCCCCUAGCCAGACAUAUUGCAAGACUCUAAGCUGGUGAAUCUGCACCUCACAAUGCUGGUGACAUUUACGGACACUUCCACUUGGAGAAUCCUGAGGGGGAAAGGUAGGUGUGUCGAGUUCCAUUUUUCUAGGGCUUUCUACUAGCCAAAAUGACAAGGCUUUUUUAUACUUGCUGUGGAAUCUUGUCAGCUUCUCAAAGAUGAGUGAUGGAUGGCACUGUUUCUGCCUUGCCUGCAGAAGAAAGUGUCUGCUCAGCAUCUGUUUUGUUCACAAAGUAUGUAGUACAGAGAUAGAGAUACGUGAAGUAACUUCCAAGGUUUGGGGCUUUAAGGUUGGCAUUAGAUGCCCACUUAAUUUUGAAUUAUAAGACCAGCCCGUUCUCUGGAGAGCAGUUUGCCCCAUAGUGUAUGAUUUAGCUGCAAUUGCCAGCUGUCUCCUUCUGUGGUGUUCCUCUUGCAGGAGAAAGUCUGCGGCCUGCCAUGAACCACAUCUGUGCAAAUAUCAUGGGACACCUGAAUCAAAAGGGAUUUUAUUCCGUGCUCCAGGUUUGUUGUGCUUGGUGUAGGGGGUCUUAGUUUUUGUGUGAGAUUAUGUAUAUUUGCAUCUGCUCAAAGAGAAAAUAAAUGAUGGUUAACAGUGUAUAUGUUUUGUUUUGUUUUAAUAUUCACCUCAGCUUGUAGAACUAGCUGUUCUUUAAAACGAGUUCUGUUUGCUACUCCCCUAGUUGCCUUUUUAAGUAAUUCUGAGAGCUCAUGGUAGAUCAUGGCAUGGCAUCUCCAACAACAGCUCCUACCUGGGCUGAGAGAGGUGAAUGUCUCUAAAACCUCAUGGCUGAGCCAAAGUUUUAACCUGUGUGCUCCCCAUCCAGUACCUGCUGUGUCUGCAGCACUGUCCUGGCUCUGAGUGCUCCACAGUAGGCUUUGAAACCGAUGCUGCUCAUUGGUGAAGUGCAAGAGCAGCUCAUAAUCUUUGUGCGCUGAUCUGUGAGUUUGCUCCAUAAACAUUUUUUUCUGAGAAAGCAUUCAGUACAAUUCUCCACUUGGUGACAGUGAUGUGCUUUAUCCUGCUUUCUAGAAUAGCUCUUUUAACUCACAUAGUUGAUCUCCAGGCAAAGCGAGCCCAGUGGCUGCAUUGGGGCUGAGCUCUGUCUGCCAUGUUUUUAUUAGUUACAUUAGGGUAUCAUCUUCAGGGGACUGUUGGAGAGCCAUAAGCUACUCCUGUCAGAAGUCUGGAAUCUAUAAGUUGUGCUUUCUAACAGUUGCCCCUCAUAUAGACACCCAUAUGGAGCUCCCUCCCACAGGAGGCAGUGAUUGCCAGCAGCUUGGCUUUAAAAAGGAUUAACAGAUUCAUGGAAGAGAGGGCUAUCGAUGGCUCCUUGCCACAGUGGCUAAGCUCUGCCUCUGCAGCUGGAGGCAGCAAUGCUUCUGAAUCCCAGUUUCUGGAAACGGUAGGAGGGUCCUGUUUCCCAUAAUGAAGAUAUGCUUGGCCACUGUGAGAACAGGAUGCUGGUCUAGAUUUACCUCUCUUUCAAAUCAGAACCAGUGAAGGUCCUGUGUGAGUGUCUGGAGGGGGUUGGAGGAUGGGUGGCGGCUAACAGAUUGAGGUUGAAUCCUGACAAGACAGAAGUACUGUUUUUGGGGGACGGGGCCGGUGGGUGUGGGGUACUCCCUGGUCCUGAAUGGGGUAACUGUGCCCCUGAAGGAUCAGGUGUGCAGCCUGGGAGUCAUUUUGGACUCACAGCUGUCUAUGGAGGCGCAGGUCAAUUCUGUGUCCAGGGCAGCUGUCUACCAGCUCCAUCUGGUACGCAGGCCGAGACCCUACCUGCCCCCGGACUGUCUCGCCAGAGUGGUGCAUGCUCUGGUUAUCUCUUGCUUGGACUACUGCAAUGCGCUCUAUGUGGGGCUACCUUUGAAGGUGACCCAGAAACUACAACUAAUCCAGAAUGCGGCAACUAGACUGGUGACUGGGGGCGGCUGCCAAGACCAUAUAUCUUGAAAGACCUACAUUGGCUCCCAGUAUGUUUCCGAGCAUAAUUCAAAAUGUUGGUGCUGACCUUUAGAGCGCUAAAUGGUCUCGUCCCAGUAUACCUGAAGGAGCGCCUCCACUCCCUCAUCCACCCUGGACAUUGAGGUCCAUCUCUGAGGGCCUUCUGGUGGUUCCCUCACUGCGAGAAGUGAAGCUACAGGGAACCAGGCAGAGGGCCUUCUCGGUAGUGGUACCCGCCCUGUGGAACGCCCUCCCACCAGAUGUCAAGAAAAUAAACAACCAGCUGACUUUUAGAAGACACCUGAAGGAAAGCUUUUAAUGUUUAACAGACCACUGUAUUUUAAUAUUUUGUUGGAAGCUGCCCAGAGUGGCUGGGGAAACCCAGCCAGAUGGGCGGGGUAUAAAUAAUAAAUUAUUAUUAUUAUUAUUAUUAUUAUUAUUAGAUGAAGAAUUGGCCUGAUCCAGCAGACUUUUCUUAUGUUGUUGAAUCUUGGCUGCACCUUCUGACUUCCGGAGCUUUUGGCAGGGUUGGGGUUGGAGAUAAAUGACAACCAACACCAGAAACUUAUAAGGGAGGCUCUUCUCUCUCUCUCUCUCUCUCUCUCUCUCUCUCUCUCUCCCCUCCCCUAACAUACAGGGGUACCUUGGUUCUCAAACUUAAUCAGUUAUGGAAGUCUGCUCUGAAACCAAAGCAUUCCAAAACCAAGACGCACUUUCCCAUAGAAAGUAAUGCAGAAUGGAUUAAUCCGUUCCAUACAAUUAAAAACAACCCCUAAAACAGCCAUUUAACAUGAAUUUUACUAUCUAAUGAGACCAUUGAUCCAUAAAAUGAAAGCAAUAGACUUGGCUGCAAUCUACUACCGAGUAUAAAAACUGGCAGUGAUCUACCCAUUGUCAUUGGAGGGAUAAGCGUGCGGGGUGCGUGAAGAGGGAGUUCAAGUGGGGGGAAAGGAAAGGGAGGCAAAAGUUCUCUCUCUGAGGAGCAAGGUGGCUUCUCCCCCCCCGCCCAGCUUUUCUGGAUCCCUUCCCCCACACACCCAGCGCCCCUUCCUCACCUUCAGGGCUGGCACAAGCAGCCCCCGCCACUUGGGUGCGUUCUCCUCACUGAAGAACUCUUACUGCAGCAGGGGCACCUGCAUCCUGCCCGCCAGGCUGUCCCGCACCCAGUGAGGGGAUGCUGCGGCAGUCACUUCUGGGGCCGAGCAGCUUGGCAUUCCCUAACUCCGUGCCGGCUGCAGCAGCAAAAUCCGGAAGCCGAGGGGGUCGUUGAUGUGGCGGCUCCCUUCUCGGCUUCCAGAUUUUGCUGCCGUGGCUGGCGCUGAAUUAGGGAAGGCCGUGCUAAGCAGACAAGUGAUGUCGCUGCCUCCCCGUGCCGCUGGGUCCCUCUGCCGUCGCUGCAGCACCAGCCACCCCAUCCUCCGGGACUAGGUGUCACCAGUGGCCGGCGCUGAGUAAGGGAAGCCCAGGUCGGGUGGCCAGUGAGCGGGCAGCGGAAGUGUAGCACUCAAAACGGAAGUGCACCCCCAAACUGAGUACGUUCAGGUUCCAAAAAAAGUUUGAAAAGCGGAACACUCAUUUCCGGUUUUGAAGCGUUCAGGUUCCAAAUAGUUUGUGAAGUAAUCUGUUUGAAAACCGAGGUACCACUGUAUUGCAGCACACUGACAAUUCUUGACAAUCCUUUCAGCUUCUUCGUUCUUCUUUUUCAGAUUUUGCUGACAAAUGGCUUGGCGAGGUCAAGACCUUCCCUCUCCAAAGGCACUUUAACGGCAGUCUUUUCUCUUGCAUUGCGGUUAGUCAAUAGGCCAAGUUAUUACUCUUCAGUAAAGCAGCUUUAAAUAAAUGCAUGUGUGGGUUUAUUUCUUCCCCAUUGCAUCACCCUGAAUUUACAAGUGAGUAGUCCCUUCCUCUGGAUUUUAUUUUUAUUAUGGCAGUCAGGGAGGCAUUAUUUCAUCAAUUCUGUUGUAAACCCACAACUUUCCCCAUUUCAAGAAAGACUUGAAUAACUUGCCAGCGCAAGAGUAACUUGCUAAGCAGGGAGCUGGUUCCAGGGUGAACUUGUUCUUUGGAACAUGCCCGCAAUCUGGAGUUAAAAAUUAAAUUCAUAAAAUAUGUUGAGAGAGAAAAAUGAAGCACACAUUUGAGUCAUCAGAAGAGCCCUGCAGCAGGAUCAAGCCAAAGGGGGCCCAUCCAUCUAGUCUACCAUUUUCUUCCCCACAGUGGCCAGCCGAUGCCUCUUUGGGGAAGCCCACAAACAUCCCCCAAAAGGUACUUCCAGAGUCAUUGUCUUUCUUGCUAAGACUUUGCUUUCCUUACUACGGGAGUGGCUGUUCUUGUCUCCGUGUGCAGAAAACGUAUGCUUCUCUUCUCUCCUCCCUUACGGUAUUUUUCUCUCCCCAGCCCUGUGGUUGCGGCUCAGUUUUCUGACAAUCUCUUACGAUCCUUUUUGAUCCACAUCAUAUCCGUGCCUGCUAUAGUCACCCAUCUUGCUACGCUUACUCCUGAGGUAGGCAAUCCCUCAAAUGGCGCGAGUCAGAGACAGACUAUUGGAGGGGGCACAUUUGUUUUGCUUUGCUAAGAUCUCGCAGUGCUGCUGUGCUAGAUGGGGAGGAGGUGUCCAAUUUAGGCAGAGGGUUAGUAGACCAUUGAAAGUGGCUUUGUGAGCCAGAAUUGGCCCACCGGCCACAGAUUCAUCUACCCUUGAUUUAUAUUACCUCUGUCAUUCUUACAACAUACCUGUAACAUGAGGUCAAUAUUAUUAUUAUCCUGUUUAGAUGGAGGUGCUGAGGAUGGCAGAAUAUUAUAGUGUAGUGUUGGCGGGAAAAUGGGUGUUUGUACUUUGCUGUGGAGAGAAAAUAGAACUUUAUUUGCCUCUUCCUAACUUGGGCAUAGGUAAAACUACUUGAGUGCAUCACAACACUGUUUUACUGACCGAAUCAAAGCAAAGAUGCUUUGGGAAAUGUGUUUGACUGAUAAGCCGAGGUACAAGUGUAUUUAAAUAAAGGAAGCUAUAAAAAGUUUGCUUUCCUUUCAGCGUUUGGCAGUGAUAGAAUCGCAGGACCUCCUGCGCAAAUUCAUACUGUUCUUGAGUCGCGAAGAGCUGUGCAGGGACGUCUGUGUGUGUUUAGAAGGGAGCCACACGCUCUGCCUUCUAGGUAAGCAAAGCUGCUUCCUAUCUCAUUUUUUUUUUAAUAAGAUAUUUAUUGAAAUUUUCAAAGGGUUACCAAAUAAAAUAAAAGCAGUAGAAAAUACAAAAUAAAAAUAAUUAACAAAGUAGAAAAAGAAAAAAAACAAACCCCUUCCAACCGUAUGAAUACAAAUUCAAAAAUAAGAAAAAGUGACAAAAAGAAAAAAAAUACAAAAAUACAUCACACACAAUUAAAAACAUUUAAAAACAAAUUCAUUAUUCUCAUAUCCUCAACUGUCAUUACCUUCUUUCUUUGACCUCCUCCUCCUCCCUUUCUUUGUAUCCUAGUUAUUAAUUAUCCCAGCAAAUCCUUUCCGUAUUUCAUAAUAUUCUGUCAUUACAUUACCCUAAACUGUUUUAAUCUUAUCUUUCUAUAAUAAAAUAAACCUUAAAGCUUAAAACUUAAAUCUUAUCCUUACCAACUUCUCAUAACCAUAAUAUUCUUUCAUAAUUCUUUAAACAUCUUUACUAAAGCCAAGUAGUUUCAUUCCAACAUUUUUCUAACAUUCAUCAAUUUUAUAAAACAGUUCUAAUGGUAGAAAAAAAAAAUAUACAAACAAAUCCAAUCUUCAUCCAACGUCCCUUCCUCCUGGUUCCGGGUUUUGUCAGUCCUUAUUAUCCUGUCAAUCUAGCCCAUUAACCUGGCAGCCUUAUAUCCGAGGCCCUCAAGUCUCUUCCAUGUCCCUUCCGCAGCUCUUCAUAUUUGUAACUGUAUUUUCCCUUGUCUCCUGCUCGUGGUAACUGCAGCUUGGCAAUAUUUUUAACCCUUCUCGACAGAUCAGCCCCUUUUCCAUAUUCAACACUGAGUUCCAUAUGGUAUUUAAAAGCAUGUUUCAAAAACCCUCCGAAAUUAAGAGCCCCCACAAUCCCAAACAUCUCACGGCCCAUUGUCAGAUUUGAAAAGUCCAAACAUCCCAGCAUAGGGGGGUCAAUCCAGCCCCCCAUUUCCAAGCCAAACCAAACUUUUUCUUUCCAAAUCUGGCUUUUUCCAAGUUCAUUUGUCAAAUUCGAAAACUCAUAUUCCUGUUGGGCCUGUUCUGUCAAGACACACUCCUGAUUUAAUUCCUGAGUGGACUCCACAUAUUUUCCCACUGUCUGUUCAAAAUUUCCCACUGCCUGUUCAAAAUUUCUAGUCGAAGUUGCCAUCCAAUUCACCUUUUCAUGUAAUUGUUCCAGUAGGGCAUUUGUUUUAUAGAAAGCACACAACAAAGCUUCUGAAUACAUUGUCCUGCAAGGUCGAAUGCCUAUUCCCACUAUUGUUAUCUGUAACAGCUGCCGGCUCUCUGGAGUUAGUUACAGUUACACAGUCUCCCUCUAGGGGGAAAACUUCUAUUUGUUCUUGCAACAAAAUUUCCCUUUUUGAGAUACUUUGUCAAUAUUUGUUGCUUAAAGAUGUGAAGGGAAGCAGUGGAAUUGCUAUGUUUCUCUUCUUUUAGCUAUCUGUCAAAAUGCUUGUCUCUGGUCAAUGAACUUCAAACGUCAGUCCUGACACCCCGCUCCAGGAUCAGGACGGAGGAAAGUUACUUUACUUUAAACUCACUUUAAACAGUCCGGAAAAGAUCCCCUCCUUCUCCUGCUAUCGAAGGGGGUUCCACAAUUUUAAAUGAUGAAAUCCAAUCCUUUAAAGGCGAUUUUCUAAGCUCUAGUUUACAUUGUCUUUGCUUGAUUCUGUCUACAGAAGAACGGAAGGCUGACUUCCUGUUUAGACCUUCCCGUUCCGUACCAAAUUAAAAUAGGUUUUUAAAAUCCAAUUCCUUUCUGCUCGCAAGUCCUUAUCUAAUGUCCAGUUGUUCAAAGUCUAAGUACGGGUGCUUAUUUUAGAGUCCAAAUUGUCCCAGGAAAAAGGCAGCGCUCUCCGGCAACGGCUGUGCGGCUUCGCUCCACGGAAAUAGCAAUUGACUCAUAGCACCGCGCCACUUCCCCCUCUUCACUUCAGAGCCAGUUAGUGGGUUCCUUAGCGAGUUGGGGGGGCGCUAAAGGUGCCCGCCGAGUCCCAUGGUCACAGGCUUCAUCCGCCUGUGAUUUUUAAAAGGGUCCCCGCUCGCCGUAGCGGAAAAGACCCGUUUCCCGCGGAGCUAGUCCCUCCUGUUCAGAGGGAGUCCGCCAUUGCCGGUGGCGCCACCCCGGAAGUCCGCAAAGCUGCUUCCUAUCUCAGUGCUGCCCCUGGCCAAGGAUAUGUGAAUCAAGCUGUGUGGCUAGAGCGUCUCUGUGGGGGAGGCCACACAGAAGGAUGCACUUGACCUCUGCAGUGUUGGCACAAGGCCACCUGAAAUGAUGCUUCCUGAGAAUUUUCAAAAAUAUUUUUAGAAAUCAAAUUUCUGUUCCUUUAUGGCAGUGAAGAUAUGCCAUGUGGGCAGUGUGUUGGUGAGCUAUCAAAAGCUAGAGGUGUAGCUCCAAAGGUACUGCCAUGGUCAGAGGGCAGAGGAUUAAUGACAAUUUUAUUUGCUUAGAUGUGAUUGAAGGGCUGUGAUCGCAGGGCUUAGUGUUAUGGGAAGUGCCGUGGAUCAGUGCCAGUGCAAAUAUGAAGCUAGUUCAGACAUAUUUUGGAGGACAACUUAGAUGUGAGCCAUAAAAGACAGUCAAAUGUGAGCCAUAAAUCUGGCUUUUAAUUUCCCAGCAUCCAAUGCAAAUAAAGAAACAGGCAAGGGAAAAUAGUUUUCUUAUCCUCCAAACUCACAUGAUGUAACAAAACGUUUCAUGUGGCUAAACUCGGGUACAUUUUUUUCAUGAGGAUCUUUAUAGAGAGGACCCUGGGGAGCAUAAUGAACAACGUCCUCUGUGACCUUUUUACACAGAGGCACUUGGCAUAGCACGAAGAAGAACAAAACAUGCAAAUUUGUUUAGAAAUUACAGAAACAAGAAACAAGAGUCACUGGCAACCAGCUAUUCCCUGCUAAGGAUUCCAGCCACUUCAUUUGAUUCUCCUCUCCCCCCACCCCGCCUGCCCCCCUCCCGUUUGUCAGCAUUCGAUGGUCACUGAGUAUCCUCUGUCCUUCCUGGGUUGUUUGGAGUUGUCUCCCAGCUCUUGAGGUUCCCCCUCCUUGCUAUUUCCCUCUUCCGUCAGUUCAAGCGCUGCUGCUGCUGCUCUUUUCCAGGCAACCUUGUCUACUUGGGCUCCUUGAAUGACAAGGUGUUGGAGGAGGAGACAGCCCAUUUUGUGAGCGUCCUGAUUCAGAUGCUCUCCUACUGCCAGAAGUACGUUUCUCAGAAGAAGUCCAACCUCACACACUGGCACCCUGUGCUUGGCUGGUUCUCCCAGACAGUGGAUUACGGGUAAGCGUCACUCUUGGUGGACAGGGGCAGGGGGGGAAAGAGGGUCUGUAGAUCAAUGGGAGGAGACCCAACCUAUGCACCAGCUCCCCUACAUCAUCAGUUCAAAGGAUCACACCACAGCUGAUAGGAAAGAUCUCUCUCUGCCUGCAAUCCCCACCCCAGCCCUGGGAGCUGCUGAUAAUUCCAGACAGUUCUGCUUGCUGGUCACCUAGACCAUGAAGCCCUCCCUGCCAUGUGUCCUGUGCCUCAUUUCCUUGGUCUGCCCUCCCCUGUCCUAGCUUGAACGAGUCGAUGCCUCUCCUCACAAAGCAGCUGCAGCACCUCUGGGGCGCCCACCUGAUCCGCAUCCUCUUCAGUGACGUCCUGAGCAAGAAGCUUCUGGAGAACCAGGAUGCACCUCGCCUGCCAGUGCCGACCACAUCUCCGCAAAACAGCCUGCCCAUGAAGAGUGAGUGGCUGCGGAGCCCAGCGGCCCUCUCAGGCUUCAAUCCUUGACCCUUAUUCUGGAGAAAGUUGGGCUGGGGUUUUUAUUUUUUGCCCCAUUUAAUUUUAGUUUUGCAUCUAGAAUAGUUUAGAAAAGCCCUGACCCUGGGAGGCCUAGCAGACCUCUGCUGGUUCUCCUUGGGCGCCACGGCUCCUGCUGAGGGCCUUUUCCUCUGCUACACCCAACCAGCAGGGUUUUCCCUGUGUAUUUUUGCACAGGCCUCUCUGGGUCAGGGAACAACUUCCUGGAGGAUCCCUCACUGUUCUCAUGGAACACUAGAAUUGUGGAGUUGGAAGGGGCCCAAGGGGUCUUCUAGUCCAACUAGUCCUGCAUUGCAGGAGUUCCUGACAGAUGGCCGUCCUGUUUAAAGGCCUCUAAUGAAGGAGAGCAAGCCACCUUCUGAGGGAGUCUGUUCCAGUGUCAAACAGCUCUUACCCACAGAAAGUUAUUUCUAAUGUUUGGUUGGAAUUUCCUUUCUUGCAAUUUAAAUCCGUUGGUUCAGGUCCUCCCCUCUGGAGCAGCAGAAAGCAAACUUGCUCCAUCUUCCAUGGGACAGUCCUUCUGGUACUGGAAUAUGGGCAUUGUAUCCCCUCUCAGUUUUGGGACAAGGCUGAGCCCACAACACAACAGUGCAGAAGCUUAGGACAAAAAUAGUUGCAUAUGGGAGCAUAUCUUUUUUCUUUUCUUUUUACCUCUUCUCCCUUCAAACAGUUCCUAGAUGGGAUUCAGAGUAAAAUAGAAAAACAAUAAAAUCAACUCAGAAUAAAAAUCAAGCAUAAAACAAUAGAAAAAAGAGCAAUUUUAAAAGCAUACGAUUAAAAAAACAAUUUAAGCACAGAACUGGUUUUAAAAGCCUGGUGCAAGAAAAAUUAAGUCAGUGAGGAAAGGGCCAGGCAAGCCUCUCUAGGCACAGAAUUCCAUAGAUUUGAGCUCUGGAAAAUUUGGAGCUACAGGUGGAAAGAUGCUUGUGAAGGAGGUAUUUACUUCACAACAUUUAUACGCUGUUUAAUAGUAAUAAAACCUCCAGGUGGUUUGCUAUAUAUUCAUAAAAGUUUAUAUACUGCUUAACAGUAAAGAAAAACCUCAAAGUUGGGUUUUUUUAAAAAAAUAAAAAAAUAGAAUUUGUCAGAAAAGACAGUUGAAAACAGCUAUUAAAAAUAUUCAAAUAAUAAUUAAAAUCAGCCAUAAGCUGAAGACAUAUUAAAGUGUUCCAAUACCUAGGUAAGCUUGUCUAAACAGUAAUGCUUUUAGUAGGUACCAAAAAGAGUACCCUGAAGGCAGCUGCCUGAUGGCAGGGAGUUUCAGAGUGUGGGUGCACACAGUAAAAGUUCGACUUCUUGCAAAGGCAGAAUGAGCAUUAUGUGGCACCUCCAACAGUGGGCAUAUGUGGGAUGAGGCAAGCUACAUACAUAGAGAGAGAGGUUUUGAGGGGAGGUUAAAGAUGAGAACAUUGUCAAUGCUUGUCUGCCCCAAGCUGCUGUGCUCCAACUCACAUCUGCCACCACAACCUGAGGGCCAGGGAUCAAGGGAAGUUGUUGUCUGACAACAUCGGGCAAGUGGCCGGUCCUAGAUUGAGGUAGAUCUCAGGAUGACUUUCAGGAGUUUAGGAAGGGCUUCCAAUUCCUCAUCAUUUAAUAGCAGCAGCAGCAGGAGCAAAAGGACCUUUGCCCCGGUGAUGCUCUUAAGCAUGGAUCAAAGUCACAGGUGUAGAUUUGUGCUUGUAUUUACAGGGCAACCCAUGGCUCUGCUAGUGGAGCCGCCGUUUUGCAUUUGGCUUCACUCCCACUCCGGCCACUUUAAUAUAAUUUUUUUAAAAUCCCUGGAUCCCACAAGCCUUUAAAGUUUGCCCCCCCCCCCCAUUCUAGUACGUAUGAUGCGUUUGACCAUUUUGGGGUCUUUCCAGCAUGAGAAUUUUUUGCUAGUGGUUAUCCACAGUGUUAGAAUCUGAGAUAUGAAAGCUAGGAGCUAAAUGGCACCUUAAACCCAGGUUAUGGGUGCAACAACGGAAUGUGUAGGCACACUUUUUUAUAACAAGAAUACAAAGCUGAAAAUGAAUGAACUGCAGCUAAAAUAUUAUGUUCAUUUUUCACAUUACCUAGUCCUUCCACUGCCUACCCACUCCCUAAUAUUCUUAAGAGGGUCUCUUCUCCAGUCUUCAGAGAGCAGCUAGAAGUGGGGAGGCAGAAAAAGUCCCCCUUUCCUUCCACUCUGCAGUUUUAAUCUGAAAUUUUAGGUGCAGUACUGCUCCCAGACCUCAGAAACUGCUCGCGCUAAUGAAAUUCCCUGUCGCAAAAUGCGCCUAGAACAAUGGGAGUUUCGAACACUGGUUCUCCAAAUCUGAACAAUGGGAGGAGGGGGGCUGUUAGGAGGGAGGGAGUCAUUUGAGUGGGAAGAUCCCCUUCAACACGGUUCCUUGGGGUCUGACUGUCCCCUUCUCCAUUUCCCAUUAGACCUUUUCAAGCGUGCCUUCCAGAAAUCCGCAUCUGUCCGCAACAUCCUUAAGCCUGUCGGGGGCAAGAGGGUGGAUUCGGCAGAGGUGCAGAAGGUCUGCAGCAUCUGUGUCCUGUAUCAGAUGGCCCUCACCACCCUGACGCAGAUCCGGCUGCAGAUUCUCACAGGUUGGUUGAGGGGGCAUUGGAGGGGAUGAGGAAGCAGGCAGAGUUUGGGGGUACCUGACGGAAGUGGGGACCUGGUCAUCAGGUAAAGCUAAUUUGAAACAGUCCUCCCUCUAAGGCUGGCUUUACUAGGACCAAUGUUCCCCAACCUGGAGCCCUCCAGAUGUUUGGGGGCACAACUCCAUCAGCCCCAGCCAGCGCAGCCUGUUGAGUGCCCCUUCUCACCUGUUCAAGCUGCUUUUUUAUAGUUAAAUUGAACCAAGCGUCCAGUCCUAAUCAUGCUGAACAUUAAUGUAGAACAUUAAUCUCAUCACAGUCAAUACAGCUCACUUCAGAGCAAACAUAGAAUCGUGGAAUUGUAGAGUUGGAAGGGACCCUGAGGGUCAUCUAGUCCAACCCCCUGCAAUGCAGGGAUCCCAGUUAAAGAAUCCUUGAUGGGCAGCCAUCUGACACUACCUCCCAAGAGGGUCCAUUCCAAUGUCUUAAUGGCUUUUAGCUUCAGAAAGUUCUUCCUAAUCUUUAGUUGGAACCUCCUUGUCCUUUGAAUCCACUGGCUCGAGUCCUACCCUCUGGAGAUCAACUUGGCCUGUUUAGGAUGGGAAUGUUCUGAAAUAUACAGUCCUCUCUCUUUUGGAUACCUGAUGUGGGACAAAUUCCCACCCCCAUCUGCUUUUUCUCCUGGUGCAAGUUCUAGAAGAGCAGAUAAUGGCACCUUGAACUUUGCUAGGCAGCGGCUGAAACUGCCAUGGUGGGCAGGGUCAGAAGGCCAGAGGAAAGGCACAGGUCCCCUUUCUGCCUUACCUGCUGUACCUGCCUGCUUCCCUCCCGCUCCCCACAUCCUCCUCCUCAUGGUUGAUUUUCUACUAGGCUUCCCCAGAGCCUUGAGGACUAGAAGCUUGUGUUUCAUUGCCGCUCUGUGUGUGUGUGUGUUUAAUGAGAGAUAUUGUUUAUAAUAAUAAACAAUUAAUGGAGAGCUGUUUGGCCUCCUGGGGCCGGUUCACUUGUGGAUUUCCCCUCUCCUAGGCUUGACCUACCUGGACGACCUGCUGCCCAAGCUGUGGGCCUUUAUCUGUGAGCUGGGCCCCCAGGGCGGCUUGAAACUCUUCCUGGAGUGCUUGAGCAACGACACCGAGGAGUCCAAGCGGCUGCUGGCCAUGCUGAUGCUUUUCUGCGACUGCUCCCGGCAUCUCAUCACGUAGGCUAUUUUAAUAUAUAUAUAUAUAUAUAUAUAUAUAUAUAUAUAUAUAUAUGAAUAAAAAAUUUCUCACAUCAUGCCAGCUCAAAUUUCCUGCAGACGGCAAAGGUGCGGGCAGGCAGAAGGGGCCUAAGAAGGUUCCACGUGAGGAUUUUCUUGGGCUCUGCCUGCCUGCUUGCCUGUGCCUUUGAGAAAGCCCCCCCCCCCAGCAGUUCUUGCAAGCUGGAGAAGUAUGGGGGCCACCUCAGCUGAGCAGUGGGAGGCUUCCCACCCCCCAGCUGAGCAGUUUAAGGAAGCCCCAAUGCUCCUCUGGCUCACACAAGCUAGAGAGGUAUGGGAGCAUGGACUGGGCGAAGUAUCUUGGCUGCUUCUUCCUCCCCUCCUCCACAGUGAGACAAAGGAAAACUGUUCCUUUUCUCCCCUAUCCCACUUCUAGAAUUCUUGACGACAUUGAAGUCUACGAAGAGCAGAUCUCUUUCAAACUGGAAGAGCUGAUCACAAUCUCAUCUUUCCUGAAUUCUUUUGUGUUUAAGAUGAUUUGGGAUGGAAUUGUGGGUAAGUGAUUUUGGUUAACUACCUGUUCCUUGAGAUUUUCUAGGCUUUCAUCCAUCUAUUAAGACAGACCCAAAGAUUAUUAAGACCCAAAGAGUACUCAUUAAUGGUUCCUCGUCAUCCUGGGAAAAGCGACAAGUGGGGUUCUGCAGGGUUCUGUCCUGGGUCUGUUGUUGUUCAAUGUCUUUAUAAAUGACUUGGAUGAAGGAAUUGAGGGGUUGCUCAUGCAAUUUGCAGAUGACACCAAACUGGGAGGGGGAGCUAAUGCUGCAGAAGACAGAAUUCAGAAUGACCUUAACAGAUUGGAGAACUGGGCGCAAGCUAACAAUAAUAAUAAUAAUAAUAAUAAUAAUAAUAAUAAUAAUAAUAAUAAUUUAUUAUUUAUACCUUGCCCAUCUGGCUGGGUUUCCCCAGCCACUCUGGGUGGCUUCCAACUGAAUAUUAAAAACAGUACAGCAUUAGACAUUAAAAACUUCCCUAAACAGGGAAGUUGUCUUUUAAAAGUAAAAUAGUUGUUUAUUGCCUUGACAUCUGCUGGGAGGGCGUUCCACAGGGCAGGCGCCACUAUCGAGAAGGCCCUCUGCCUGGUUCCCUGUAACCUUACUUCUCGCAAUGAGGGAACCGCCAGAAGGCCCUCAGCGCUGGAUCUCAGUAUGGACGAUGGGGGUGGAGACGCUCCUUCAGGUUUACAAAAUGAAUUCUAUAAGACCAUCAGAAAUCAAACUAUUUGGAAUCAAUUCCUUUGGCUCCACAUAGAAUUGCUUUCACAGAACAAAAACUUGGUGUUAUGCCCUCUGCCUUUCUGCUCUAAGAAAUUGCUUUUGGAACAGCAUUUCUGUGUGUUUUGUAAAAUCAGGCAUAGGCAAACUCUGGCCCUCCAGAUUUUUUGAGACUACAAUUCCCAUCAUCCCUGACCACUGGUCCUGUUAGCUAGGGAUGAUGGGAAUUGUAGUUCCAAAACAUCUGGAGGGCCGGAGUUUGCCUAUGCCUGGUAAAAUGGUUAUAGAGGACGUGACAGUGUCUGUAUAAAGAUCAUCAUGAAAAUCAUCUGUCUGAGUUUAGCUGCAGGGGAAAUUUUCUUUAUAUCAAAUGAGGUUGUGUGGUUUUCACUGUUGGACAAAGAAAAUAAUGUAACCUUGCGUAUUUCUUUUUUUGUGCUUGCUGCCGAGAAAAUGAGAGCCAAAUUUGUGGCUCUGCUCUGAAUGCUGUAUUCUCUUUGUUGUGGCAUGUAGCUUUACAAAUACAAUGAUUACUAUGAAAAUGUUUUAGUGCCAGUCAGAGGCAGGGGCCAGUUUUCAUUUGCUCGUGGGGGGCCGGGGGGCAGACUUGUGGCCCCCUAGGUGUUGCUGGUCUCGCCUUCCUCCCUGCUCAUUGGACAUGCUGGCUGCCUUGUAACAUCUGGAGGGCCACAGCUGUCCCGCUUUCUAUUGUUGAGUUUUCCGCUGUGGGUUACAAUGUUUUUGGCUUUAUUGCAGUGUUUGUUUUCUCUCCCUCUCCUUGUUACAGAGAGUGCCAAAGGAGAGACCCUGGAGCUCUUCCAUUCGGUGCACGGCUGGUUGAUGGUUUUGUACGAACGAGACUGCCGCCGGCGUUUUGCUCCAGAUGACCACUGGCUGCGCAAGUAAGCACCUGCUUCCAAACGGAGUAAUCCAGAUUCCUACCCACCCUGUCAUAAUCUGAGUCUAGGGUGUUUGGUGCGUUUUUCUGGUCUGUUUGCCCUUACAACAUUUUUUCAAGUUUACUGUUAUGCCUCCCCCUUUUAAAAACACUUUCGGGACUGCAAGUGACUUGACCAAGGCAGGAAAGCGAGUCCUUGGCAGAGGUAUGAGCAGAACCAGCUCAGCCUAGCUCUGUGCUGGCACUGGGCCUUGGUCUGCUGCAGGAUGGAUUCUGCCAAAAGCUGUCCUGUUAGAAGUUGCCCACUCAAAACUGGCAGGUCCUGUUUCUUUCAGGACUUUCAAACCUCCUGCCACAUUUAUGUUUGUUUUAUUUUUUUAGGGACCUUAAACCGAGUUUGCUCUUCCAGGAGCUUGAUAAAGACCGGAAACGGGCCCAGCUGGUCCUGCAGUAUAUUCCCCACAUCAUCCCCCACAAAAAUGUGAGUGGAGCCUGAGCCCGGAGCCUGGAAAGGAGGAGCUUGCUGAAUUGUGGGAGUGAUGCUCCAAGGCAGUAUUGUGUGGCCCCGUUAAAGAAUCAAAAUAUGAAUGAAGCACAGGCCUUCUCACCCAGAUGCUCUUCUCUUGCGAAUUCAUAGAAGCACAGGGUUGUAAGGGGUGGAAGGUACCCUAAGGGUCAUCUAGUCCCACCCCUGUAAUGCAGGAAGCGCAACUGAAGAAUCCCUGACAGGUGGCCACCCAACCUUCGUUUAAAGGCCUCCAGCGCAGGAGAGUCCACCACCUUCCAAAGGAGUCCGUUCCCCUGUCCAGCAGAUCUGACCACCAGGAAGUUAUUCCUAUAGUCUAGUCAGAACCUUUCUUUUCCUUUGAAUUCAUGCACGCCCAUCUGAUUUGAGGGUUCUGUUCAUUGCACAGAACUGCAGCCCACCUUCUCCAUAACCUGGCCUGGUUUUGUCUGCCCUCUGGCCUUUCUCUCUGGGGUCUUGGGCAGAGGGAGGGUGUUUCCCAUCACCCUGCAGAGCAGGUCCUGUGGACCACUGAGCUACAGACCGUCCCCAAGUAAACUAGUGGCCAAAAGUGUGGAAACCUUUUGGGGAAAGUGUAUUUCUGAGGUUUGAUGGAUUAUAACACCCCCCCUUUUUUAGUAAUACCAUAAAAUUAUAUAUCAAUGGAAAGAUAAUUUAAUAAAUGAAGAAUGUAAUGCAAUAACUUUUAUAAAUGAUUAUUACAACAUAAAUAAGGAGGACAUUUGUCAGUGUGUUAUGUGAUUGCUAUCAAGUUGGUUGGGUUUUUUUUUUUUUUUUUUGUUCUUUCAUUUAGUGAGCUUGUAAAAAGUAAUAAAAUUAAAGAAAUGGUGCAAAGAGUUGACUGGUCACCCAGAAAGUGAAGUAAAAUAGUACUAUUAAGUGAACAAGGCUACAGUUAUGAAGAAAUUAGAAGAAAAAUUGAUGGAAACUUAACAAAAGGUGGCAUUUCUAAAUUUUUGAAGAGGUAUAAGGAGACUCCUUAAAAUAUCAGACUGGUAAAGUCAGGAAAAGUGAUGAUAGAAGAAUUGAGAGACUGUGCCUGCGUGACAGAAUAAAAUCAUCUGGGUGUAUAAAAGAUGACAUGGUGCAUUGUAUUGUGAAGUUGAAUCCAAGGACUGUUUGGUGCAGACUGCAGGAGUAUGGUCUGAAUGUUAGAAUUCCAAAGAAAAAGCCAUUGUUAUCUCUCAAACAAAGGAUAAAAAGGUUAAAUAUGGCUAAAACCCAUGUUAACAGGACAGCGGAACAAUGGGACAGUGUUAUUUGGAGUGAUGAGACCAAAAUCCCCUUGCUUGGUAGUGAUGGCAUGAAAUAGGUGAGGAGGAGUAUCGGGAAGAUUUACACCCUACUUGUGAAACACCCAAUUAGUGUUAUGAUUUGGAGUUGUAUGACAGCAAAAGGUGUGGGCAGAAUUUGUGUCAUUAAUAGGAAUGUAUCAGUACUUUUCUGUGUAUAAGACUAGGUUUUUACUCUAAAAUAAUGUUAAAAACCGGGGGUCGUCUUAUACACAGAUUGGGGGGGGGGGCGACAGGUGAUUGGUUGCAGCCGUGAGCAGGAGCGGCCAUUUUGUUGGUGAUUGGUGGCUGCGUCAAGUGCUGUUUCGGAUUGGCUGCUGCUGCGUUUGUCAUUUGGGUUAGUGAUCCCCUCUCCCAAAAAAAACUCAACAGCCUUGUGCAAUCCCCCCUAAAAAGCUCAACAACUCUGGGUCAUCUCCCCCUAUUUUCUUAAAUUUGAGUCCUCAAAAAUAGGGGGCACCUUAUACACGGGGGCGUGUUAUAUUAUACACGGGGGCGUGUACAUAGCCCAGACCUUAACCCAAUCGAAAAUUUAUGGAGCCGACUAAAGAAACAUGUUAGUCAGAAGUAACCCAGCAAUAAAACCCAAUUAAUAGAGGCAAUAAUUCAAUCUUGGUUGCAUGUUAUUACAGCUACAAAACUAAAGAACUUGGUUCAAUCCAUGGGAAGGCUAAAGGUUACCCUACUAAGUAUUAACUGACGUGAUAAUUUUUGUAUAUCUCAUUUUUUCAUAUUUCUUCUUUAGACUGCUGUUGUAAUAAAUAAGACUUCAUAAAAGUUAUUGCAUUACAUUCUUCACUAAAUUAUCUUUCCAUUGAUAUAUAAUUUUAUGAUACUACUCCAAAAAAAAGUGGUGUUAUGAGCCAUCAUUGCCAGAAUAAGAUGACACCUGAUUGGCUCUCUAAACACUCCUUUUUCUGGUUAUUUGGCUAUCGCUUUUGAUGGAAUACAGAUAAUUGAACAAACAUGGUAGCAGUGCAUUCUUCAUUAAAUUAUAUUUCCAUUGAUACAUAAUUUUAUGGUAUUACUAAAAAAAAUGGGGGGUGUUGAGAGCCAGUGUGGUGUAGUGGUUAAGAGCGGUAGUCUCGUAAUCUGGGGAACCGGGUUCGCAUCUCCGCUCCUCCACCUGCAGCUGCUGGGUGACUUUGGGCCAGUCACACUUCUCUGAAGUCUCUCAGCCCCACUCACCUCACAGAGGGUUUGUUGUGGGGAGGAAGGGAAAGGAGAAUGUCAGCCACUUUGAGACUCCUUUGGGUAGUGAUCAAGCGGGAUAUCAAAUCCACACUCUUCUUAUGAGCCAUCAAACCUCGGAAAUACACUUUCUCCAAAAGGUUUCCACAAUUUUGGCCACUAGUGUAGUGCGUUCCCCUUGGGCCUGCCCAGUGUGGUCUAGUGAUUAGAGUGGCAGACCAGGACCUGCGUGACAAGGUAGUGCCAGAUUAAACCCUAUGGAGGCCCCUAUGCAGUCGAAAUCUCGGGGACUCCUUGUAAAUCUUUCAAGAUCAAAUCAAUAUUAUUUUGAUCCAUUGUCACAGGGCCCCUGAAAGGCAUGGGGCCCAUAGACCAGUGCCCACUCUGCCUAUUUGGUCAUCCAGCGCUGAGACCAGGGUCCCCACUCGGCCAUGAAGCUCCCAGGGUGACCUUGGGGGCCAGUCACUGCCUCUCAGCCUGACCUACCUCAUAGGGUUGUUGUGAGGAGGGGCAGAAUAGUGUAUGUAUGACACCUUUUGCUCCCUGUAGGAACAGUGGGCUAUAAAUGUAAUAAAGUGGUUGAGAUGAAAUGUGUUCAAAUCCUCCUUGCUCAAUCCAUUGCCCUCGGGAUAUUGCUGAACUCCAGCUCCUCUUAUUCUUGACUACAAGCCAGUGGGACGGAAGCAGUAAAACAGCAUUUGGAGGGCACUAGGUUGGGGAAGGCUUGUUGAAACACUGUCUGUAAUGAAGUAAAAAACUGCAGCAGCUGCUAUUUUGUUAUCAAAAGAUAUAUAUCCUGCGUCUCUUUAGCAUCUUUGAGGUGGGUUGCAAUCCAGAAAUAACAAUAAAGCAGGGCGCUGUGACCCUACAGGGAAAGAACGGCUACAGGGAAAAGCAGUAGCUGAAUGUUGACCCAAGGAAGAGGCUCCUGAGCAGCUGCCCUGGAGGCUCAGGCUGGUGUUCUGGUGACCCUCCAGGGAAGGAGAAUCCUCCCUCUGUGCCCUGCAGCUGUUUCCCUUCCAGAUGUUGCUGGGACUCCCACCUGCCAGCAGUGGGCCUGGCCAGUGGCCAAGGAUGACGUCUCUUGAGGGGGGAACUGCAGGUUCCCCAGGUGUAGUCAGGUGGGGGAAGGCUGACCUUGCACUUAGGCAACAUGGCUUUUGAACAAGCGCAUUCUUUUGGAACAUUUUCAGAGGGCUCUUCUCUUCCGGAACAUGGUGACAAAAGAGAAGGAGAAGCUGGGGCUGGUGGAGACCAGCUCCGCGUCGCCUCAUGUCACGCACAUCACCAUCCGCCGGUCACGCAUGCUGGAGGUGAGUGGCAUAGCUUCUUCUAGAAGGUGGUGCAAAGAAAACCACCUCUUUCUCUGCUAGCCUUUCUGUGAAGCCUCUUGAUUUGCUGCUUCCUGAAAACAAGGUUCAGGAUUCUUGGCCUUGACUGGCCUUAGCUCCCCAGGGUUUGAGACAAGUGGCUUCCAGCCCUGUUUGGACUGAGGCAGCUAAUGAAGCCUUCUCAUGCCCACAUUUCACUUUGAGCCAGCCUAGUUGCAAACUGUUGCAGGUUUCAAAGGGAGUUCUGCCACAGUCCAUACCAACGAACUGUUCUCCCACCCACACCUGUUAGGAGCCAGAGUCUGGAGCAGGCCUAGUGGUCACAGCAACUCUUCCCAGUAGGUCUUGCCCCAGUGAGGCAGUUGCAAGGCCCUGCCUUCCCAGUGCCCUCUAAGACUCCUCCCCUGGGUCCUUCUCUAGCCACAUGAGGCUUCUUUGCCUUGUUUCUCUUUGCUCUGCCCUAGUCAUUCCUUUUCCGUGUUCUGGGAGACUCGAGGGAGGGGAGCUGCUCACAGCAGGGUGCGGGAAACUCCUUGGCUUCUUCUGCAGUUGCCCCCCCCCCUCCAGCCUCCACUUCAGCCUCUGAACCUGGACUCCCCUCUGACACAGCCUCUUCCUGCUCACCAAACCUGUUACCGUCUCUGCUUCCAAGACUUCCUCCCCAUGGUUUUCUCCCUCUGACCCCCAUUGUGGUGCACCCCCCUCUCCCCGGGCUCUGAGCCGGCUGCCUUUGAGGGGUCCCAGCUGGUGCCCCCCACUCCUCUGCAUCCAACCAGUCCACAACACCACCUUUCUGGCCUUGUGGCACUUGCCACCUCUCCCCAGGAUGGGUACGAACAGUUGCGCCAGCUGUCUCAGAACGCCAUGAAGGGAGUCAUCCGGGUGAAGUUCGUGAAUGACCUGGGAGUGGAUGAGGCCGGCAUUGACCAGGACGGCGUCUUCAAGGAGUUCCUCGAGGAAAUAAUCAAGAAGGUCUUUGACCCUGCGCUCAACCUCUUUAAGGUGCCAGAACCCUGUCCCAAGCCCUGUCUUGUCAGACAGCCCCAGCUGGCCAUGCAGGCAGCCAUGGGCUUAUGUUGCUCUCUCUUGUCUCUGCUGCUGCGUGCCGGUUAGACCACCAGCGGCGAUGAGAGGCUGUAUCCCUCCCCAACGUCCUACAUCCAUGAGAACUAUCUCCAGCUCUUUGAGUUUGCUGGGAAGAUGCUUGGAAAAGCCGUCUAUGAGGUAGGAGGGGCGUGGCGGCUUAGGGGCCUUUUUCAACAGCUGCCCUUGGCACAACCAGUGCCAGCCCUCUGUGGGUGGUUUGGCUCUUGUACGGGACCCCAAGCAUCUUUCCUAAAGAGAAACGUUUUUGCCCAUUGGGUCGGGGGCGGGGAGGCAGGGAGGCUAGCAGGAGCUGGAGCUGGAAUAAUGGAGCCAACUAAUUCUUGUUUUAUCCUCCUCCUCCCUCCUGAGUUUGACAGGAAUAAAGCUGAGACUCAGGAGGAAGAUGCAGGAAGACCGUGUUGCCACACACUAGACUGGAAGCAAAUAACAAAGGGGGGGGGGGAGCUGCCUGAGGGCAGGCUGAGUCUGGUGGGGCAGUGCCCCCUUCUCCCAAUGGACCAUCCAGGAUUUUUGUUAUGGGAUAUAGAUCGCCUCUUCCAGUGUUCAGGCUCUGAUUACUUGGUGGCUGGUGAUAGUGAAAUGCAGCUCUCGGAGCCGUUUUCCUUCUCCCCCUUUGCAGGGGAUUGUGGUGGAUGUUCCUUUUGCAUCUUUCUUCCUGAGUCAGCUGCUGGGACAUCAUCACAGCAUCUUCUACAGCUCUGUGGAUGAACUUCCCUCACUGGAUUCAGAGUUCUAUAAAAACCUGACCUCCAUCAAGGUUUGUUUGCCAUCUUUUGGCUUUCUCUCAGUGCCUUGUUCAGCUGGCACCUUCUCCUAAUGGGCGCCUGGCCACUUGUCUGUCCUUAUCUUCCUUUAAUUAUAACCAGCACAAGGGGAUUUGGGCUUGCAACUGAUUGCUCUAAAUGCAGUUCUGAUAACUGAGUGAGACGUCUGUCAUUGUGUUUCUCCCAGUUAUUGACUAGGCCCAGUCUCCUUGCGCUUGGCCCAGGGAGCAGAAACUAACUGCUAAGCUAACAGUGUGCCAGGCUGUCUCCUUCUGCAGUCAGACAUCGUUAGCACACAUUAAGCAACAUGUAUAACAUUAAAUUGAAUGAAAAAUUCAGCAUCUAGAAAAGAUUGGGUUUUGUUUUUUUAAUGAAAUUGUGAAUGCCAGAGAAGUUUCUAGACUCUGUGAAUGUCUAGUGGGAGUUGACAGUGAGUGGCUGAUGCCUAUUGCAGUGUUGGAAGUAAGAGGAAUAGGUGAGUCAGAGCUGCUAGUGGUGGCUGGGAUUCUGCGUAGCCAGAUUCAUCACAUACAGCGUUGCACAUGAAUGUAUUUGGCUGAGCUUAAUUUGGACACGUGCAGCAGAAUUCUGAGAGAGUGCUAGAAAGUGAAGCCCAGCCAGUUAGGGUGGAAACUGAGCAGCCUCAGCACUUAAACUCUCCCCUUCUUUCUUUCUCCCCCCUUCUCAGCGUUACGAUGGAGAUAUCAGUGACUUGGGCCUGACGCUUUCCUAUGACGAAGACGUGAUGGGCCAGGUAGGGCUCCCUCCCAAUCUCCUCAUCUUUUUUUGUCACAUUUUCUGCUUUUCCGGGUCCAGUAGGGAGUGACACCCCCUUUGGACUCUGAGUCCAGCCCUCUUGGCCAAAUGCUCCAUGAAUUGCCCUGUGCCAGGCAGGGCUGACACUUCCCAUUCAGACUUUUUUGCUCGCUGUCUCCUAAAAAGCUUAGCUCUUCAUUCUUUAUUGAUUUGAAUCCUUCCCCCACCCCCCUCAGCUCCCACAGUUCUGCCGCACACAUAAAGUAUACACUCAACAUGAACAUGUACAAACCUCCCCACAGGAGCUGGCCCACCUCCGCCCUCCCCAGUAAGCACAACUCAGCCACCCGCCUGUGAUGGGGCGGGGCAGGCUGGGCCUCUGUGUCAUAGGGCCAUUCUCUCUAGAAGGUGUGACACCCCCAGCCGCACCCCCCGACCUGAACUUCCCGUGGUAUAUUACAAGCAAUAAGUAAUGUCUCUCUCUCUCUACCUCCCAACCCCACCGUUUUUCUAGCUUGUUUGCCAUGAACUUAUUCCAGGAGGGAAAACCAUCCCUGUAACCAACGAAAACAAGUAAGUGAUCACUUAUCAGCCCUGAUCCCCCUGGGGCUGCAUUCUGUCCCCUUCCCAAAGGGUGGCUGACUUCAACAUGUUGAGGCGGAAAGGGUACCCCCAGUGCCCAAGUGACUCCCACACCAGGCAAGACGUAGGAACGAGGUGCUUGCGUCACCCUAGGUAUCCAGAUUGCCAGAAGAACUUUUGGAAAUGGAAUAUUUCCAGGAUGUGGUGGGAGUUUUACCUGCUAGCACUUUUACCUACUAACAUUUGUAACUCAGGAGGUGGAAAACCUUGACUUUUUGUUAGAUAUAAAAAAAUGCAAAGCAGUGUUCCAACCUUUCUUUUUAAAUAUCAGGUUGUGGGAGUUCCAUUGCCCCACCACACGCUUGAAUCGCCCUGGUGGGUGGGAUUUCCUGCAGCGGCUGCCUUGUGUUUGCACCUAAUGGCCCUGUUGUAUGUGACUGGAAGGAUCCUGCGCUCCUUGUGCUGCAGUUGGACUUCUGCCAUUUUUCACAGGAAGCCGUCCUUGGGAAUAUAAGCUGCGGCAGCAUCCAGAGCGCUGCAUUUGCUUUGCCCCAAGUGCUUCUGUGUGGCCCGUGGGAUCUUCCUUUUGACCUUGUGGCUCAGCUGAUCUCAAACUCCUUUGGAAACUGUUUCAAAAGUGGCGCACUCUGAGAGGAGAACUUGGAGGCAGAAGUUUGGCUUCCAGUCCUUGUUGGGGAAAGUUUCCCCUGGGAGCUCCCCAUGGUCUGCCUUGUCACAUGCGCUGCUUUGUGGAACGAGAACAGGAUGGGGAGUCCUCUUGAGCCUUUCUGAACUAACCCUAACCGCUCUGCCCUGUGGUGAGGGGGCCAUUCUUCCCCACCCCUAGGAUGGGACUGGUGUGCUGGCCAUGACCACCCUCUCUCUGAAAUGCACACCAGGGACUGCCACCCUGGCCACAUUGCUCACCAACCAACCCCCCAAACCUCCACUCCAUUUACCAGUCCCCCACCCCAUUCCUUUUCACCUCAUCCAAACCCCGUCUUGCAGCUUCUCUGUGUCCCUGCGUUAUUUAAACCUAAACCUGCCAUUCUGAAACCUGCUUUCUCUACUGCUACCUUCCUGUGCCCUGACUUCAUGCCAAUACAGGAUUGGGAUGAGGCACUGCAGGUCCUCUUGUGGGGCUGCGUGAUGACAGCCUUACAUUUUAUGUAUAUAGGGAUGGAAGGAAGGAUGGAUGGAUGGAUAGAUAAAUAUGGGUGCCUUUCUGUCCCCCACGUCAGGAUCAGCUACAUCCACCUCAUGGCCCACUUCCGGAUGCACACGCAGAUCAAAAGCCAGACGGCUGCCUUCAUCAGCGGCUUCCGCUCAAUCAUCAAGCCCGAGUGGAUCCGUGUCUUCUCUGCCCCUGAGUUGCAAAGGCUCAUAUCGGGUGACAACGCCGAGAUAGACCUCGAAGACUUGAAGUAAGGGAGAUGGGGGGGGGGUGUCUCUUUCCACAUUCUGCUUCAUUGGAUGUCCACAAGUUGUAUUAUUAAGAAAGAGGGAGGCACACUUUUCUUUCUCUCCUCUGUCCAUGCCAUGUGUAAGUUCAUAAAGCCCAAAAACUUUGAGGAGGGAUUUGAAAGGCUGGAGAGGAGAGGGAGUGUGUGUGUCUCCAUCCACCCACCCAUGCAGGGUGGGGGAGCUCCACACAUCAGGGGCAGCAAGGGGCAAGUCCUUUCAGGUUUAUCUGCGGCAGAGUGUCCAGUUUUGAUCAUGGGUGUGGGGCACAUUUGGAAGAGGUAAUCAUGGGAAUAUCAAAGCUCAUUAGGGUGCUGAAGGUUAACGGUGACCUCCUUCUCUACUGGCUUGAGUCACCAUACAGUGAAGUUUCAGUGUUUCCAGUUGAAAGUAGCCAUUGGUGGGUGGGUGUCCCAUGGGAAGUGAGCAAGGGGGACCCCUCUGCAAUUCACCUUCUUUAUUUGCAUAAUGGUCCCACCAGCAGCUUUCAUGUGGCAACCGGAAGUUGGGGGCAGAGCUGUAGUCCUUCCUUUGAUCUAGUGACUUCAGUGACCUAUGAACUCCACUUGAUUUUUUGUCUCUUCUUCCUUAGGAAGCACACUGUGUACUACGGGGGCUUCCAUGGCAGUCACCGAGUCAUCAUUUGGCUUUGGGAUAUCCUAGCCAAUGAUUUUAACCCCGAUGAAAGAGCCAUGUUUCUUAAGGUAAGCUGUGUGUGUAAAACAAGAGUGACCAACCAGGCCUGGUGCCCUCCAGAUGUUGGGCUUCUAGCUCCCACUGGCCUCAGCCAGCAUGACCAAUAGUCAUGGAUAAUGGGAGCUGGGAGUCCACCAGGUUGGUCGUUCAUGGACCUUAGUCACUUGAGUACAUGUGGAUAGCUCAGUCAGUAGAGCAUGAGACUCUUAAUCUCAGGGUUGGGGGUUUGAGCCCCAUGUUGGAUGAAACAUUCCUGCAUUGCAGGGGGUUUGGACUAGAUGAUCCUUGUGGUCCCUUCCAACUCUGAUUCUCGCAAGUGUAGUUUCUUGCUGGUCUUCUGAAUGCAAGAUAUGCACUGUAUAUAUGGUUACCUGUGGGCUUUCCCCUAAAGAGAAAGCAAGAUUUUGGUCUUCAUGAUCCAUCAUAAAGGGCUGCUUUAACAUUGGAGCUGCCUUAUACUGAGGUCUGCUCUUCUUACGUAGACUCUUUCCUACCCCUAUCUGGGAAUGCUGAGGAUUGAACCCAGGAACAUAGGCACACAAAGUCCUUGCUCUGGUAUUAAACUGGGGUCCCAGCUUGUUUAAAUGCAGGCACAUAAAGGCUGCUUCAGACAGAGAAAGGACUUUGAUCAAUCUAGACCAGGAAUCCAUUCCCCACUUGGACAUGAAACUCACUAGGUGACCUUGGCCCACUCUCACUCUCAGCCGUACCUACCUCGCAGGGUUGUUGUGGGGCUCCAAUGACGAGAGGGAGAACCAUGGACAUGCUGCCUUGAGCUCCUGGGGGGUUGGAUUUAAAUACAAUAAAGUAAUAAUAAUAAAUGUGGGGCAGCCCCUCAGCGCCACCCAUGACAAUGGUGCUGCACCCCAGUUGAAGAGCCAGCCUGAUCCAGUACACGUCUCCCCCUUCCCCUUGCUCUUUUUCCUCUCCUGUGCCAGUUUGUUACCAGCUGUUCUCGGCCACCACUGCUGGGCUUUGCCUACCUCAAGCCUCCCUUCUCCAUCCGCUGCGUGGAAGUAUCAGAUGACCAGGUAUGUGCAUGAGCCAAGCUGGCGAGCCUUGACCUCCUGUGUUCCCUGCAGGUGCCAUGGUCUCCUUCCUGGCAUGGAAGUGUCUGCUGGCUCCACCCUCCCUUAAAGGAGUCACAGUUCACAGAAUUAGACAAAUUCUUGGAGAAGAGAGCUAUCAGGGCCUACUAGGCACACCAGAUACUUCCGAGUGCCAUGAGGUGGUGGAGGGAAGUGCUCUUGUGCUCAGGUCCUGCUUGAGGGUUUCACAUGGAGACGUCUGGUUGGCCACUGUGAGAACAGGAGGCUGGACUGCAGGAGCCACUGGCCUGGUUCAGCUGAAAGGAACACAGCCACCCCCACGGAGGAUCCCAGGCUUGUCUUUAGAGGACAGCCCUGGGGCCAAGACCCUGGAACCUUGAGGAGGAAUGUUGGGGAGGGGGAUGGAGGGAGAUCUUUCUCCCAAUUCAGCUCUCCACCCCUCACCCCGGUUCAGGUUGUAAGCCCUUUUAGAUUUACUUAACCGGAUCAUGUGUUUUGUGGAGAAAUCAGCUGUGUGGGAGGAAUCCAGGGUCUCAACAGUGAGGCUAAUGGCAGAAGUGGAGGGACAGCCAAGGGCCAGGCAGCAACUGGGGAGUUUAAGGCCAGUUUAGAUGUUACUAGGGUAACACUUUAAACAGUCAUGGCUUCCCCAAAAUAAUUAUGGGGGUUACAAUUUGUUCAGGGUGCCAGGAAUUGAUAGGAGACUCCUAUUCCCUCAUGGAGUUUUCGAGUUAUCUGUGAAGAGGGAUGGAUUGAUCUAUGGACUGCUCUAAGAACUGUAGCUCUGUGUGGGCAAUGGGGCCUCCUCACAGCUCCUCAGCACCCAUCACAAACUACGGCUUCCAGAAUUCUUGGGGGUGGGGAGCCAUGACUGCCAAGUGGUGUGAAUGUGACCUAGGCCACCAGCAGGCCUGUGUCAGCCAUGAUGCUCUGUAACCAUCAAACACCAAAGGUGAUGCAAAGCAGCUCCCAGCUGAAUCGCAUACCGUAAGGCAGGCCUGUCCUUUGGGGUUGGUCCCCUCGCUCUGCUCUAGAGAGCAGUUAUUCUCUGAUGUGGAAAUAGUGAGGACCCUGCCUGGAACAGGCUGCUCUGUUGGGGUCCCAAGGGCCUUCUGGGCAGAGAGCACCCAGAUCUCAUGCAAGAUGCUUUGUUCAGCCUGCAGCGCUCGCCAGGCACGUGUGUUUGUGGCACCCCAAGCCCUCUUUUUCUCUCCCCAGGACACGGGGGACACCCUGGGCAGCGUCCUGCGGGGCUUCUUCACCAUCCGGAAGAAAGAGCCAGGCGGGCGACUGCCCACCUCCUCGACCUGCUUCAACCUCCUCAAGUUGCCCAACUACAGCAAGAAGAGCGUUCUGCGGGAGAAGCUGCGCUAUGCCAUCAGCAUGAACACAGGCUUUGAGCUCUCCUAG